CACUUAGCACAUCCCCGAGCCCAGAAGAAUUCCAUCUCACUAUUGCCUGAGGAUCUCAUAGAGCAGUUUGGCCUGAACUGUGUGGAGCAUAAGCGAGUGAGCCAUGAUGAAUGGUCAUAUUUCUAACCAUCCCAGUGGUUUUGGAAUGUACCCAUCUCAAAUGAAUGGCUACGGAUCAUCGCCCACCUAUGCCCAGAUGGACAGAGAACACAGUUCAAAAACAAGUGCAAAGGCCCUUUAUGAACAAAGGAAGAAUUAUGCCCGUGACAGUGUCAGCAGUGUGUCAGAUAUAUCCCAGUACCGAGUUGAACACCUGACCACCUUUGUUCUGGAUCGGAAAGAUGCUAUGAUAACAGUUGAUGAUGGAAUAAGGAAGCUUAAACUGCUCGAUGCCAAGGGCAAAGUAUGGACUCAAGACAUGAUUCUUCAAGUGGAUGACCGAGCUGUGAGCCUGAUUGAUUUAGAGUCAAAGAACGAAUUGGAGAAUUUCCCUUUAAACACAAUCCAGCAUUGCCAAGCUGUGAUGCAUUCCUGCAACUAUGAUUCCAUUCUUGCCCUGGUAUGCAAAGAGCCAACUCAGAACAAGCCCGAUCUUCAUCUUUUCCAGUGUGAUGAGGUUAAGGCAAAUCUGAUUAGUGAAGAUAUUGAAAGUGCAGUCAGUGACAGUAAAGAAGGCAAACAGAAGAGGCGGCCUGAGGCCCUGAGGAUGAUUUCCAAAGCAGACCCUGGCAUACCGCCUCCACCCAGAGCUCCUGCCCCUGUGCCUCCUGGGACGGUCACCCAGGUGGAUGUGAGAAGUCGAGUGGCAGCCUGGUCUGCGUGGGCAGCUGACCAAGGGGACUUUGAGAAACCCAGACAAUAUCAGGAGCAGGAAGAAACACCUGAGAUGAUGGCGGCCCGCAUCGACAGGGACGUGCAAAUUUUAAAUCAUAUUUUGGAUGACAUUGAAUUUUUUAUCACAAAACUCCAAAAAGCUGCAGAAGCAUUUUCAGAGCUUUCUAAAAGGAAGAAAACUAAGAAAGGUAAAAGGAAAGGACCAGGAGAGGGUGUUUUAACGCUGAGAGCAAAACCUCCACCUCCUGAUGAGUUUAUUGACUGUUUCCAGAAGUUUAAACAUGGAUUUAACCUUCUGGCCAAACUGAAAUCUCACAUCCAGAACCCCAGCGCUUCAGAUUUGGUUCAUUUUUUGUUUACUCCAUUAAAUAUGGUGGUGCAGGCAACUGGAGGUCCUGAACUGGCCAAUUCAGUCCUCAGCCCCCUGCUGAAUAAAGACACAAUUGAUUUCUUGAAUUAUACUGUCCAUGCUGAUGAGCGGCAGCUGUGGGUGUCACUGGGUGACUCUUGGAUGAAAGCCAGAGCGGAGUGGCCAAAAGAACAGUUUAUUCCACCUUAUGUACCCCGGUUCCGCAAUGGCUGGGAGCCCCCGAUGCUGAACUUCCUGGGAGCACCGAAGGAACAAGACCUGUAUCACCUGGCUGAGUCCGUGGCAAACGUGGCAGGGCAUCAGCGCAAGCAGGACACGAAGAGAUCGUCCACAGAGCAUUCCAGUGUAUCAGAGUACCCUCCAGCCGAUGCCUAUGCAUUCAAUAACAACAUCUACACGAGAGGGCCCCAUCUGGACCAAGUGGAUACCGCUGCUGCUUUUAAGCCAACUCCUAAUCGCCAUGCAGAAAGAAAUUAUGACCCACUCAAAGCACAACCCAAGAAAUAUGCCAAAUCCAAGUAUGACUUUAUGGCAAGGAAUAACAGUGAGCUCUCAGUUCUAAAGGACGAUAUUUUGGAGAUACUUGAUGAUAGGAAGCAGUGGUGGAAAGUUCGAAACGCAAGCGGAGACUCUGGGUUUGUGCCAAAUAACAUUCUGGACAUCGUGAGACCUCCAGAGUCUGGACUUGGGCGUGCUGAUCCGCCUUACACACACACCAUCCAGAAACAAAGGAUGGAGUAUGGUCCAAGACCAGCUGAUACUCCUUCUGCCCCGUCACCUCCUCCAGCUCCAGCUCCUCUUCCUGUCCCCCUUCCACCUUCAGUACCAGCACCUGUCCCUAUGUCAAAGAUCCCGGCAAACAUCACUCGUCAGAGUAGCAGCUCCAGUGACAGUGGAGGCAGUAUCGUGAGGGAUGGCCAGAGACACAAACAGCUUCCAGUGGACCGACGGAAGUCUCAGAUGGAGGAGGUACAGGACGAGCUCAUCCACAGGCUGACCAUUGGGCGGAGCGCCGCGCAGAAGAAGUUCCAGAUGCCACGGCAGAAUGUGCCAGUCAUCAAUAUCACGUAUGACUCCACACCAGAGGACGUGAAGGCAUGGCUGCAGUCAAAGGGGUUCAACCCUGUGACGGUCAACAGUCUUGGAGUGUUAAAUGGUGCACAACUUUUCUCUCUCAACAAAGAUGAACUGAGGACCGUGUGCCCUGAAGGGGCCAGAGUGUUUAGCCAAAUCACCGUGCAAAAAGCUGCGCUGGAGGAUAGCAACGGCAGCUCGGAAUUGCAAGAAAUUAUGCGAAGACGACAGGAAAAAAUCAGUGCUGCUGCUAGUGAUUCAGGAGUGGAAUCUUUUGAUGAAGGAAGCAGUCACUAAUUUGUCGUGUAUUUGUUUCUCAACUCCAUUAUUCUUGGCAUUAUUCCAACAUGCUCUGUUUUAAGAAGCCUUGAAGGGGAGAUCAGAUUCAUUUUUGUUGGUCUACGUAAUUUAUCGCCAUAAAAUAAUUCAUUCCUGAGUAAGCAGAGGACUGGUUUCUGGGCCCCUUACUUUUAUUAAAGCUGAAAAAUCUCAGGCUGAAUAUUUUGACCUUUGGAAAUUUUUUUUUCUACUUUACCGAGGUGAGGUUUCUUUAUUGAUUAUUUAAUCCCAUCUCAUUGUAUAAGUAGGAGUUGAUUGAGGGGGGGUGGGCUGUUUUUUUUUUUUUUUUUUUUCGACAGCAGUGAAUUUUUUUACUGCAGCAAAACAAAGAUACUGUCUAUGAUUCAAAAUGUCAACAACUUCAGUUUUCUGUAACCAUAGUGUCUGUCAUUCGGCUCACAUAGGCCAGCUUCUGCUUGCUUAGGUUUCUCCUCUGACAUACUCAGUGAUAGAUUGAUGUAAAGUUCUUAAUGCCAACAGUUUUGAAACAUUUGAAUGAACUGUAAAGUAUAGCUAGGGCUUGGAUGUGCAAACGUACACCUGUGAUACACUCCCAAGACAUUUUCUUUGUCAUCGCUCUGUUGAUUCCAGUUCCUUGCAUAGCUUGUAUUUUGAUUGAGUUUCUCUUCUGCCUAUUAUAUAUACUGUGUUCUUAUACAUGGAAAGCACAAGUGGAAAGGUCAUACGCACUCAGAAUCUGUCCAAGGACAUAGCCCGUGUUGGUGUGCACUGCAGUAUUUUGCUUAAUGAAGGCCUCAGUUAUGAAUAUUGAGCUAAGUAGUUAAAAGGAUAUUGGGGCCAUUGUAUGUGUUUAUCUGUGUCAAAUCUUCCUGGUAAUAAGAAGCACUUAAUUUACAUGUACUUUAAUCCUGUGAAAGAGUCUAGAUAAAGAAAAGAAAGAUACUUAACCCUCAACAAAUGUUAUUUUUUGAAACACAAUUUUUGUCAUUAAAUGUUAUCUUAUUUCGCCUAUAUAAAGCAGAUGUUAUGUAAGAAUGUUGUAUAUUUUAACAUAAAUCCAUUUAGAGAGAUUAUCUAGAUUCAUUAAUUUUUUCAUAGUGCCUUUUUCACAUGAGUCAGUGGGAAGGUCUGCAAUAAACAGUAUUUGCUGUAUGUUAAUAAAUGGCUUUUGUCUCAUUGGCAAAAAA
Chinchilla lanigera (long-tailed chinchilla) is the source of this 3765-nucleotide messenger RNA. RefSeq names its product epidermal growth factor receptor pathway substrate 8 (gene Eps8). Gene Ontology annotation, biological process: positive regulation of ruffle assembly; Rho protein signal transduction; regulation of Rho protein signal transduction. Gene Ontology annotation, cellular component: plasma membrane; ruffle membrane; vesicle. NCBI's taxonomy places the organism in Eukaryota, Metazoa, Chordata, Mammalia, Rodentia, Chinchillidae. Gene Ontology annotation, molecular function: actin binding. The record is from RefSeq and is a predicted model, not a curated record. The coding region runs from base 104 to 2575 and encodes 823 amino acids. The transcript has 21 exons.